Dimorphilus gyrociliatus is the source of this 3165-nucleotide messenger RNA. Lineage: Eukaryota; Metazoa; Annelida; Polychaeta; Dinophilidae. The record is from the annotation of a GenBank genome assembly.
AUUGUGCAAUCCUUCCAGCAACCAAUCCCAUCAAUACCACAAAAAUUUUACCCAUAAAAUUCUACUUAUAAAAAAAAUAUUUGUAAAGACCUUUACCGUUAGGUUUUCUUUUCUAACAAAGAAAAAGAGAAGGUAAAAGAGAGAAACGUUUAGGAGAGAGGGGGAAAAAAAGAAGAGAAUUGGAUUUAAAAGAGAUUAUACAGACUGACUAAAACUUGAGAAAAUGUAUGUUAUUUUAAUAUUCUAAAUAAAUUAAGCAAAAAAAAAGGUUGAUUUUUUUUUCUAUUUUAGAAGAAAAUUAUUAAAAAUUAAUAAUAAAAUUUCAAUUAAAAUUAUUAUUAAAUUACAAUGUUUGAAACUUGGAAAAUUUUCAUUAUUCAAGUAUUAUUAACUUCAGGUACGUAUCUUAUAUUCAAUGCAAUAAACCCAAAAAAAACAAGAAAAAAACCAUGUCAAUUAAAUUUUAAUUAAAUAGGAAAUAUCUAAACAUUCUGUAUCUUUUCCUACCAUCUUCUCAACCAUUCUAAAAGAAAUUAUUUAGAAAUAGGAUCAUGGAAGUUCUCUUAGAAAAUCAUCGUUACUAUAACUAUUAUUAUUAUUAUUAUUCUUGUUAUCAGUACAUAUAUACAGUAUAUAUAUAUAUAUAUUAAUAUUGUUUAUGCAUCAUCUUUUCUUUAUUCAGUUUAAACACUAAAAUACAUACAUUUACAUUUAUUUAUUAUUAUUCUUAAUACAAUAUUUCUAUAGGUGAAAGACUUGUCUGGCACUGCGAUUUUGAUGAUAGUGUUUGUCAAUAUUCGAAUACUGAACUUGGCAAAUACAACCUUUUCCAAUUUCGUCGAUUAUCUGAUUUAAUACCAGAUCAUAGUUCCAUAAAUGGUUCUCUUUUUUUUAACCAGUGUUUUUAUUUUUAAUUAGUGACAACAUUUAAUCUUUAUACAAACAAUUUUCUAGUUAUUCUCUUUAAUAAUAAUCGCAGGUUCGUACAUGUUCGCUGAAGUUAAUCCUUAUGAGAGGGAAGCGUAUCUUAUAUCACCUGAUCUUUCAUUUCUGGAUAAGAUUAAGAUUAAUGGAAUAUGCCUAGAAUUCUACACUCAUAUAGAUUUUCCCCACUUCUUAAAAGUUUACUUAGCUUUUAAAUCAAGGAUAAUUAUUUUUAUUGCUGAGAGAGGGAAAAGAAUAACUGGGGGUGUGGCUAUUGAUGACAUAAGAAUAAUUGAAUGUCAAGUUGCCAAUGAAACUGCUGCAACGCCUUCUAAAAAUGAAGAAAAAAACUCCAAAACAUUACUCGAAUGUUCAUUCGAUACCGAUCUUUGUUUUUACGAACAAUCAUCAACUGACGAAUUUAAAUGGUUUGUUGGAGAGCAUACUCUAACGCCUGAAACUGGUCCGCAAACUGCUCUUAGUGGAAGUUUCAUUUAUGUUGAAGCAUCAAAAGGAGACGAAGGAAAUGAAGCAUAUCUAAAAUCGCCUAUAGUAAUAAUAAAUCAAACGGUUUGCAUAGUUUUCUUUUAUCAUAUGUAUGGCAUGGACGUUGGAAAUUUAAUAGCAAAUUUAAUUAUUAACGAUGAGAUGAAUGGUGAAGAAAACAUAUCUAAUUUUAGACACGUACUUGUAAAUUCCAAACAUAAUCUUGGCGACAUAUGGAAUGAAUUUCGAUUCAACUUUCCGAAGAAAUAUAUGAACAAAAAAGUUCAGUUAGAAUUUAUAGCUAUAAGAGGUUCUGGUAUAGAAGGAGAUAUCGCCAUAGACGAAAUAACACUGUUAGAUGGUAAAUUCAUUUACGCCGAAGCAUCAAUGGGUAGCUGGAAUGAUAAGACAUUUUUACAGUCUGUGAAAGUGAAAUUUACUAAAGACUACUGCCUGUCAUUCUAUUAUCAGAUGUAUGGAAAAGAUAUGGGAAGUUUAGAUAUUUAUUUGUUAAUCUAUAACUCAAAUGGUACAGUUAUUACAAAUAAAAUAGAUGUAUUGAAAAAAGUUGAUAGCCUUGGUCUAUUAUGGAGGUUGAAAACAUUUAAUAUUCCUGAGAAAGUGUGGCAAAAACCUGUUCAACUAAUAUUUAAAGCCAUUAAAGGAUUCGGUGUUGAAAGUGAUGUAGCAAUUGAUGAAAUACAAUUAACAAACGGAAAAUGCUUGAAAAAUUAUAAUCCUAUUGCCCUACAAUGUUCCUUUGAACAAGGCUCUUGUCAAUACGAGAUUGUAUCGGAUAGUUCGUUUACAUGGUACGUUUCCGGUGCUUUUUCGAAAACGUUCGAAACUGGACCAAAUACUAAAUUCUCAGGAAACUAUCUAUAUACGGAGUCUUCUAAAGGUAACGAAGCUUCUAAAACCUAUCUAAAAUCACCAAGAAUCACUUUUGAAACUACUACUUGUGUGUCGUUUUAUUAUAAUAUGAACGGAAGAGAAAUGGGAAGAUUAAAUGUUUCAUUCGUGACAUUUUCUAAAAAUGGUAAUGAAAUAUUAGAGGAGAAUAAAAUUCUAGAAGAGUCAAGCAACUUAGGUGAUGUUUGGAAUAAAAUGAAUUAUCAAAUACCCCAAAAAAGCCUCUAUAGACCUUCUCAAAUUAUCUUUCAAGCCACAAGAGGCAAUGGUUUUAAAAGUGAUAUUGCUAUAGACGAAAUUAAAGUAACCGAUGGAAAAUGUAUUGAUAUUGAAGGGGCUACUUAUUUGGAAUGUUCCUUCGAUUUUUCAUUUUGUAACUAUAUAGAACAGAAUAAUUCUAGUUUUUCCUGGUUGAUUGGAACGUACACACUGAGCUCUCAAACAGGACCGCAGUAUAACUUAAUAGGUCCAUUUGCCUACGUAGAAGCGUCAAAGGGUAAAACCAACGAUCGAGCAGCUCUCUCUUCAAAAAUCGUAAAAUUUAUUAAAACGACAUGCGUAUCGUUUAAUUUUCAUAUGUACGGAAAAGAUAUGGGAAGAUUAAUUGUGAUUAUAAGACUGUUCAAAUCAACUGAGAAGAAAGAAUAUGAAAAAGUCUCCGAUGCAAUUAUAUUAAAUGAAACAAGGAAUUUGGGUAAUAUAUGGAACUUUGUAAAUUACGAAAUAAAUGGGGACUAUUUACUAAAGCCAGUUCAACUAAUAUUUGAAGCAUAUAAAGGACACGGAUUCAGAAGCGAUAUUGCUAUUGAUGAAAUUCAUCUUUCAGAAAGAUCUUGCAACUAA